Messenger RNA from Fusarium redolens, 1011 nucleotides. RefSeq names its product S-adenosyl-L-methionine-dependent methyltransferase. The record is from RefSeq and is a predicted model, not a curated record. The transcript has 9 exons. Lineage: Eukaryota; Fungi; Ascomycota; Sordariomycetes; Hypocreales; Nectriaceae. The coding region runs from base 1 to 1011 and encodes 336 amino acids. Gene Ontology annotation, molecular function: methyltransferase activity.
AUGUCAUCUCCUCGUGCGCCUGAAGAAGAGGUAAUCCAACCUGACACUGCUUUGCAGAGUGUCACCGACGAUGAGGCUUACGACAAUGAGAGUGAACGGUCAUCUUUGACGUCUCUCACUUCGUCUAUCCUUCAUGGAAAGGUUGAGGGAGGAAGAACUUAUGCCGUUUAUGGCAAAGAAGGUUGCUCAGAGUACGGGUUGCCGAUGGAUGAGGCUGAGCUUGAUCGCAUCGAUAUGUGUCAUGCUAAAUAUUGUGCUUUGAUCGGAAAAAACCGUUAUUUAUCGCCUAUAGAAAAGCCUCAGAGGAUUCUGGAUCUUGGUUGCGGGACAGGGAUAUGGUCGAUUGAAAUGGCCGAAGAAUUUCCUUCUGCAGAGGUCAUUGGUACGGAUGUUGCACCGACACAACCUGACUGGGUACCACCUAAUUGUCAUUUUGAGGUCGACGAUAUUGAAAGGGAGUGGACGUGGAGAGAAGACAGCUUUGACUUUGUCUUUGCCCGCGAUCUUCUACUAGCAAUUCGAGACUGGCCAGCCUUGAUUGACCAAACAUACACACAUCUCAGAGGGGGAGGCUGGGUCGAGUUCCAAGCCAUCGUCGGCGUCCUCGGCUGUGAUGACGACUCCAUCCCCGAAGACAGCUAUCUCCGCAAAUUCUCAACAAUGAUGGAGCAGGGCUCCGCGAAAUUCGGUGCCAGUCUGACAGAUCCCAUGCGAUGGAAAGGCUGGCUUGAAGAACGCGGAUACCAAAACGUCACAGAACGAGUUUUCAAGCUUCCGUUUAAUCCAUGGCCUAAGGAUCCACGCAUGAAACUUCUGGGAGCGUGGGAGAUGGAGAAUCUUCUCAGUGGACUUGAGGCCAUGGUAACGAGGAUGUUUCAGAAGGGUCUUGGGUGGACAGAUGCUGAAGUCACUGUCUUCCUUGCCUUUUUGAGAAAGGAAAUUAAGAAUCCCAGGAUGCAUGGGUACUGGCCUUACUAUGUUGUCUACGCACAGAAGCCAAAGGAGGACUAA